AUGAAGCUCUUACAAAAAAUAACAUUUGUUCAAGUUUUGAUGAUGCCAAUGGUGAUAUGGAUCGUGCCCAUGACUUAUGGGACUCAUGAUCAUGGUCAUGGUCAUGGUCAUGGUCAUGGUCAUGGUCAUCACGCACCCGAAGCUGGUUGGCUUGAUGCCCGUGCCACAUUUUACGGUGACAUCAAUGGUGGCGAAACCCAUCAGGGAGCCUGUGGAUAUGGUGAUUUACACAAACAAGGCUUCGGUUUAGCCACAGCAGCACUAAGCACAGCGCUAUUCAACAAUGGCUCCACUUGUGGGGCAUGUUACGAGAUCAAGUGUGCGAAUAGUCCACAGUGGUGUUUGCCCGGAAGCAUCAAGAUCACAGCUACAAACUUCUGUCCACCAGAUCCCAGCAAUAAAAAAGACAGCUGGUGCAACCCACCACAGAAACACUUCGAUCUCUCCCAACCAAUGUUCCUCAAAAUCGCUCAGUACAAAGCCGGGGUUGUCCCAGUUAGAUACAGACGUAUUCAUUGUACCAAGACCGGAGGUGUCAAGUUUGAAAUCAAGGGAAACCCUCAUUUCGUUAUGAUCUUGCCGUACAAUGUAGGAGGAGCCGGAGAUGUUAAGGAAUUGUGUAUUAAGGGAACCAAUACCGAUUGGAUCAAGAUGCAGAAGAACUGGGGACAGAUUUGGAACACUGGUGUUGUUUUGACCGGACAAUGCUUGUCGUUUAGGAUCACUACAAGUGAUGGAGCUAGGAAAGAUUUUAUGGAUGUGACACCGACAAAUUGGGGAUUUAACGGACAGAGUUAUGAUGCAAAGAGUAACUUUUAG
Molecule: messenger RNA, 819 nt
Organism: Raphanus sativus (radish)
Lineage: Eukaryota; Viridiplantae; Streptophyta; Magnoliopsida; Brassicales; Brassicaceae
Product: expansin-A24-like
Exons: 2
Coding region: 1-819 (272 amino acids)
Biological process (GO): plant-type cell wall organization
Cellular component (GO): extracellular region
Source: RefSeq, a predicted model, not a curated record